Astyanax mexicanus (Mexican tetra) is the source of this 7461-nucleotide messenger RNA. RefSeq names its product chromodomain helicase DNA binding protein 4b (gene chd4b). The transcript is spliced from 41 exons. Gene Ontology annotation, cellular component: NuRD complex; nucleus; chromatin. The record is from RefSeq and is a predicted model, not a curated record. The coding region runs from base 395 to 6454 and encodes 2019 amino acids. Lineage: Eukaryota; Metazoa; Chordata; Actinopteri; Characiformes; Acestrorhamphidae. Gene Ontology annotation, biological process: chromatin remodeling; negative regulation of transcription by RNA polymerase II. Gene Ontology annotation, molecular function: DNA binding; chromatin binding; ATP-dependent chromatin remodeler activity.
UAUUAUGGGAUGGAUGUUGCUGAGUGUUGUGCUGAGUGUGUGAGUGUGUAUGUGAGAGUGUGUGUUUGGAGGUGGGGGGGGUGAGUGCUCAGGAUUAUUAUGGGAUGUCUACCCCCUGAUCUCUUUGUGUAUGAGGAUGUUAGCUUGUGGUCACUGACGACGCUGGAGGAAGGGAACCGGGGGCAGAGUGGACGACGGCUGGACACCUUUUAUAGCUGGGUUAUAUUACCUGUUUGUUAUUUUCGAAAGUUUACUAGAUAACUGACCAGCGCGUCUGUCAACUAACUACAUUCUCACCUCAAACAGAAGCGGGUGCGUGUGUGUGUGACAGUGUGUGACAGUGUGUGUGUUCUCUGGACCUCCGACUGACCUGUGAAUGUGUUUGUGAAGCGCGAUGUCUGGGAGUGAGGAGGAGGACAGCAGGGGGGGUUUGGGACGACAAACUGCGGGACUCGAUGAAGCAGCAGAGGAGCCCAUGCCAGAGGUGGAAACCACAAAGUCCAAGAAGAAGAAGAAACCUAAGAAGAGUAGAGAGAGCAGGAGCAGCAAACGACAGAAAGCACUUGUAGAGGAAGUGCCUGUGAGCUCCCCUGAAGCGCUAGAGGCUCUGCGGCUGGUGGAGGAAGAGGAGGAGGAAGAGGAAGGACGAGCUGUGCGCUCUGAGAGUGAGGGCAGUGACUAUGCCCCCAGCAAGAAGAAGAAGAAGAGGGCAGGCACAUCCAAGGAGCGCAAAAAAGGAGGAGCGGGUGGAGAAAAGACUGGAGGCGGAUCAUCUGGAGGGAAAAACAAACGGAAGGAUCCAGAACCAGCAGAAGACGAUGAGGAUGACGAUGAUGAUCUUGGGCAGGAGCCCAAGUCUUCCUCUCAGCUCCUUGCAGAUUGGGGCAUGAAGGACAUUGACUACACUUUCACACAGGAAGACUACAGCUCCCUCACCAACUACAAAGCAUUUAGCCAGAUGGUCAGGCCUCUGAUUGCUGGUAAAAAUCCCAAAAUUGCUGUGUCUAAGAUGAUGAUGGUUCUGGGGGCCAAGUGGCGUGAGUUCAGCACCAACAACCCUUUGCGUGGCUCAGCGAGUGCCAGCGCCGCCCUGGUGGCAGCUAACGCUGCAGUGGCUGUGGAUAGCAUGGUAAAAGCUGCUGGGGCAGAACCGGCAGGACCUGGAACAGCAGCCGCUGCAACGGCCCCAGCUGCUGCUGUGCCAGCCAACCCAGCGACCACCCCAGUCACUGCGCCGGCAACUGCAGCCACCACCCAGACUCCACAACAGCCCCCUGCUGUACCUCCACUGCGCAAAGCCAAGACCAAAGAGGGCAAGGGUCCAAACGCUCGCAGGAAGACCAAGCCCAAGGUCCAGGACAAGAAGUCUAAAGCCAAGAAAGUUGCACCACUCAAAAUUAAACUGGGAAGUUUUAAGAGGAAGAGAUCGUCUAGUGGCGAGGAUGAUGAUGGUGACAGCGAUUUUGACAGUUUUUCAGUGAGUGAUGGAUCUGUUCGCAGUAGCAGAUCAAAGAACAAGAAGUCCAAGAGCUCCAAGAAGAAGAAAAAGGUGACUGAGGAUGGUGAUGGCUAUGAGACAGAUCAUCAGGACUACUGUGAGGUGUGUCAGCAGGGUGGGGAGAUUAUCCUUUGUGAUACAUGUCCCAGAGCCUAUCACAUGGUCUGCCUGGACCCAGACAUGGAGAAAGCCCCUGAGGGGACCUGGAGCUGCCCACACUGCGAGAAGGAAGGCAUUCAGUGGGAGGCGCGCGAGGAGAGCUCAGAGGGAGAAGAGGAGAAUGAUGACGCAAGAAGGGAUGAUGAAGGGAUGGAGGAGGAGGAUGACCACCACAUGGAGUUCUGUCGUGUGUGUAAGGAUGGUGGAGAGCUGCUGUGCUGUGACACCUGCCCCUCCUCCUACCACCUGCACUGCCUUAAUCCACCCCUGCCUGACAUUCCCAACGGCGAGUGGAUCUGCCCUCGCUGCCGGUCUCUUCCUCUGAAGGGUAAAGUCCAGAAGGUUCUCACCUGGCGCUGGGGAGAGGCUCCACCCCCAAUGCCAGUACCACGCCCCCCUGAUCUCCCAGCAGAUGCACCAGAUCCUCCUCCGAUGAUUGGCCGGAAAGAGAGGGAAUUCUUUGUCAAGUGGUGCAACAUGUCCUACUGGCACUGCUCCUGGGUACAGGAACUGCAGCUGGAGCUGAAUUGUCAGGUGAUGUUCCGCAACUUUCAGCGUAAGACUGAUAUGGAGGAGCCGCCCAUUCUGGAUUUUGGUGCUGAGGGUGACGAGGACAAAAGCAUCAAGAGGAAGAGCAAAGAUCCUUUCUAUGCUCGCAUGGAUGAUGAAUUUGGUCGCUAUGGUGUGAAGUUGGAGUGGCUCCUCAUACAUCGCAUCCUCAACCAUAGUGUUGAUAAGAAGAAUAACGUUCAUUACCUCAUUAAAUGGAGAGAUCUGCCCUAUGACCAGUCCUGUUGGGAAAGUGAAGAUAUGGAAAUCCCUGAUUAUGAAACCUACAAACAGCAGUACUGGAACCACAGAGAGUUGAUGAUUGGAGAUGAGGGCAGACCAGGAAAGAAGCUAAAGAAAGUGAAAGUGCGAAAGAUAGAGAAGCCUCCUACUAACCCUGUGGUGGAUCCCACUAUAAAGUUUGACAGGCAGCCCGACUAUCUGGACUCGACAGGUGGCACUCUGCACCCAUACCAGCUGGAGGGCCUGAACUGGCUGCGCUUCUCCUGGGCACAGGGCACUGACACCAUCUUGGCUGAUGAAAUGGGUCUCGGCAAGACCGUACAGACCGCUGUCUUUCUCUAUUCUCUCUACAAAGAGGGUCAUUCCAAGGGACCAUUUCUGGUCAGUGCUCCGCUGUCCACCAUCAUUAACUGGGAGAGAGAGUUUGAGAUGUGGGCCCCCGACAUGUAUGUGGUCACCUACGUAGGCGACAAGGACAGCAGAGCCGUCAUCCGAGAGAACGAGUUCACGUUCGAGGGCAAUGCCAUCCGCGGCGGCAAGAAAGCCUCCAAAAUGAAGAAAGAGGCAGCUGUAAAGUUUCAUGUAUUGCUGACGUCGUAUGAGCUGAUCACUAUCGACCAGGCUAUCCUGGGCUCCAUAGAUUGGGCCUGCCUUGUAGUGGACGAGGCUCACAGACUCAAAAACAACCAGUCAAAGUUUUUCAGAGUGUUGAAUAAUUACCCUCUGCAGCACAAGCUGCUGCUGACUGGUACUCCUCUUCAGAACAACCUUGAGGAGCUCUUUCACCUGCUUAACUUUCUCACCCCAGAGAGAUUCAAUAAUUUGGAAGGUUUCCUGGAGGAGUUUGCUGACAUUGCUAAAGAGGACCAGAUCAAGAAGCUGCAUGACAUGCUGGGACCGCACAUGCUCAGAAGGCUGAAAGCAGACGUGUUUAAACACAUGCCCUCCAAAACAGAACUCAUCGUCCGAGUGGAGCUCAGCCCCAUGCAGAAGAAGUACUAUAAAUAUAUCCUGACGCGAAACUUUGAGGCUCUAAACACGCGUGGUGGUGGAAAUCAGGUGUCUUUGCUGAAUGUGGUGAUGGACCUGAAGAAGUGCUGCAACCACCCCUACCUCUUCCCCACCGCUGCCACCGAAGCUCCUAAAAUGCCCAAUGGUAUGUACGAAGGUGGUGCGCUCACAAAGUCCUCUGGGAAACUGAUGCUGCUGUGUAAGAUGCUGAGAAAGCUGAAGGAGGGUGGACACAGAGUACUUAUUUUCUCACAGAUGACAAAGAUGCUGGACCUGCUGGAAGACUUUCUAGAGAAUGAGGGUUACAAGUAUGAGAGGAUUGAUGGUGGGGUGACCGGCGUUAUGAGACAAGAAGCCAUUGACAGGUUUAACGCUCCUGGAGCCCCUCAGUUUGUCUUCCUCCUCUCCACCAGAGCUGGAGGUUUGGGCAUCAAUCUAGCAACAGCAGACACUGUCAUUAUCUAUGACUCAGACUGGAACCCACACAAUGACAUCCAGGCAUUCAGCAGGGCCCAUCGUAUCGGUCAGAACCGGAAGGUGAUGAUCUACCGUUUUGUCACUAAAGCAUCAGUGGAGGAGAGAAUCACUCAGGUGGCAAAGAAGAAGAUGAUGCUGACCCACCUGGUAGUGCGUCCAGGUCUGGGCUCUAAGGCUGGAUCCAUGUCCAAACAGGAGCUGGAUGACAUCCUGAAGUUUGGUACUGAAGAACUGUUUAAGGAUGAGAUCAGUGAGGGAAAGGAAAAAGGAGGUGAGAAUAAGGAGGAGGACAGCAGUGUGAUUCACUAUGAUGACCAGGCAAUAUCCAGACUACUGGACCGGAACCAGGAUGCCACAGAGGACACUGAGCUUCAGAGCAUGAAUGAGUAUCUCAGCUCCUUUAAAGUGGCCCAGUAUGUUGUGAAAGACGAGGAUGAGGAGGAGGAGGAUGUGGAUAGGGAAAUCAUAAAGCAGGAGGAAAGUGUAGAUCCUGAUUACUGGGAGAAACUGUUGCGUCAUCAUUAUGAGCAGCAGCAGGAGGAUUUAGCGCGUCACUUGGGCAAAGGCAAACGCCCACGCAAACCAGUCAACUACAACGACUGUUCGCAGGAGGAACGAGGUAGUAGACGGGAUUGGCAGGAUGACCAGUCUGAUAACCAGUCAGAUUACUCUGUUGCCUCAGAGGAAGGAGAUGAGGACUUUGAUGAACGCUCAGAAGCUAAUAAUCGCAGGCCGAGCCGGAAGGGCUUGAGGAAUGAUAAAGAUAAGCCCCUGCCUCCUCUACUGGCCAGAGUGGGAGGCAACAUUGAGGUAUUGGGUUUCAAUGCUCGUCAGAGGAAGGCCUUCCUGAAUGCAGUGAUGCGUUAUGGGAUGCCUCCUCAGGAUGCCUUCACCACACAGUGGCUGGUCAGAGACCUGAGAGGCAAAUCUGAGAAAGAGUUUAAAGCUUAUGUUUCUCUGUUCAUGCGUCACUUGUGUGAGCCUGGAGCUGAUGGUGCGGAGACCUUUGCAGAUGGAGUUCCUCGUGAGGGGUUGUCUAGGCAACAUGUCCUCACACGCAUUGGUGUGAUGUCACUUAUUCGAAAGAAGGUGCAGGAGUUUGAGCAUGUGAAUGGCCAGUGGUCGAUGCCAUGGAUGAAAGAACUGGAGGAGAGCAAGAGAGCUGCAGCUGCUGCUGCCGGAGAAGACCCCAAAACGCCUUCUAGUGGAACGCCUGCAGACACACAGCCCAACACGCCUGCACCAGUACUACAUCAGCCUGGGGCAGUGACAGCCUGCACCAGCCAUCUAUACACUCAGAGCCCUAGCACAUCUUCACCAGUUAACAGAGCAACAACGGUACCAGAUGAUCUUUCCAAAGGAGAAGAGUCAGAGAAGGAAAUGGAGGACAGGAUGGAGGGAGAUGGUGAGAAGGAGAAGAAAAGCUCCACCACACAAGAUGAUGAGAUCAUUGAAAUUCCUGAUGAUGGUGAGAAUUCCCCCACUCCAGAGCAGAAGGCAACAAGAAAGGAGAUCGAAGGAGAUGUUAGUGCAUCUUUAUUAGAGAAGGAUGAAGGGAGCUGGGAUUCAGGAGGAAAAGGGGAGAAAGAAAAGGAGGGGGAGAAAGAGGAAAAAACUUCAAACUCUCCAAAAGAAAAUGCCUCUUCUGAGGCCAAAGACGAACGUUCCGAGGACCUUUCCAAACCCAGAGAGGAGCCCAAAGAGGAGAAGACUGAGCAGCAGAAAACAGGCAGUAGUCCAGCUACAGACGAGAAGAAAGAGCUGAAGGAGGGUAAGGAUGAUGUGAAAGCAGAGGAGUCCACCAAGCUGCAGAACGGUGAAGAUGGAGGAGCAGACAAUGAGGAGAAGAAGAAAGCAGUCAAGCAAAGGUUCAUGUUUAACAUCGCUGAUGGAGGCUUCACUGAACUACACUCCCUCUGGCAGAACGAGGAGAGAGCCGCCACAGUCACCAAGAAGACCUAUGAGAUCUGGCACCGUCGCCAUGACUACUGGCUUCUGGCUGGCAUCAUACAACAUGGCUAUGCUCGGUGGCAGGAUGUUCAGAAUGACCCGCGCUAUGCCAUCCUCAACCAGCCCUUCAAAGGAGAGAUGAGCCGUGGAAACUUCCUUGAGAUCAAAAACAAGUUUCUCGCUCGCAGGUUUAAGCUGUUGGAGCAGGCGCUGGUGAUAGAAGAGCAGCUGCGUAGAGCGGCAUAUCUUAACAUGACGGAAGACCCAUCCCACCCUUCUAUGGCCCUCAACACUCGCUUCAGUGAGGUGGAGUGUCUGGCUGAGUCCCACCAGCACCUCAGCAAGGAGUCCAUGUCUGGAAAUAAACCUGCUAACGCUGUACUGCACAAAGUUCUUAAGCAACUGGAGGAGCUGCUCAGUGACAUGAAGGCUGACGUCACCCGCCUCCCAGCCACCAUCGCCCGGAUACCACCGGUCGCUGUGCGCCUGCAGAUGUCAGAGCGGAGCAUCCUUAGCCGUCUGGCCAGCCGUGGGCCAGAGGUUACACAGACGCAGGCACCCCGCUGAGCCCCAGAUGACCUUUUGACCCUUACAUCCCUUAGGCUCUGCCCUGAUCCGGAAUAGCUUCACCCAGUCGUUCCCUCUUGUGCUGGAUCAGGUUACCCAGAGUACUGUACAGAGAGUCCUCCCUGCUGUUAGAAUGAAAAGAGAGAAAGAAUUUUCCACUGUAACAUAACUGUGUCCCUCCAUAACACUUCUCCUUACAAGCUCCCCAACCUGAAUAGCACUAAAACAGCUCAGAGUGACCUUCCUCUCACUACCCUCCCAAGCAUCUCUGCGGCCAGUGAUCAGACUUAGAGCUUUGCGAGGAUUCCUUGUCUCACAUUGUGUCGUUAUCAUAAUAACCUCAGGCAACUCUGACUUCUCAUUCCUGUCUUUACACUAAUACAACUGACCUGUAAAAUACAGUGCGUAUUGGCAUCUUGAGGCCUGUGCAUUGAGAUUUUCAGGUCACAUAGCUUGUGGGAUUGUUUGCUGAAAAAAAAUGCCACUCAAAUGUAUACAGAAGUUCCACAAAAAUAAAAUAUAUCACAUCGCCACUGUUCUGUCUUGAUGUAAGAUAUUUUAUUAAUGUGAAAUGUAUGUACACAUUUGAAUCAAAUAACUACAUAGUUUUUUUCAGUGCAUUAGAAUACACUCAAACACCCUCACACUAUAACGGUUUAUAUGAGCUCAGACAUCUCUAAACAGAGAUUUCCUUAGCAAACCAUGUUUAAAAAAAACUCUUUCCUGUUCGCAAUCCUCCGUCCAACCCACCUCACAUCAUUCCUGAGUGGUCCCCAGAUGGUGUCACAGACUGUCAACAUCAUAAGCCACAGUCCCUUCUCCAGCCCACAAUCAGAAAACACAACUGGGAUGAUGACAGGAUGACGUUUAAAACAAGGCUGAUUUUCCACAUUCAAAACGUUUGAUUAGCUCACUUUGUAAGUAUUGUUGUUGCCCUGGUAUUGUUUAUACAUAUAUUCUUUCUGGAUUUUGACCUACAUACAAUUAAAAUAAUUAACAAAAAGGUU